UUAAAAUAUAUACCUAUUAAUCUAUUAUGUGGGCUGGGUAUGACCUAGUUGAUUCCGAAUGGAGAAUAUAAAAUAGAUUCUCACUCGAGUAAGCCCAAAAAAACUUACUUGGGCCUAUUGAGCCUUAUAGCCCUGACUCAUCCCUGAUAUCCUAACGACGUCGUUUCGAGCCGAUAUGUGACCUGUCAUCGCGUUAAGCCACAGAGAGAAUCAGAGGAGAAAAUCUCCAGGAGAUAUUCGAACCCAAGAAGUUUUUAUUUUUCUCUUCGCAUCAUUUACUGGAUAUUUUGUUUUAGGUUUCGCUUCGAAUCGAGAAGACUUGUGGAGUGAACCUGCCGCUGAACGCAGGUUCUGUCGCUGUUGGAACGCGAUUUCGAUGGGGGAGUGGUGAAGAAGAAGAUGAAGGAAACUAAGAGUAGAACGCGAAAAAACGCGUUCGAGUUUGGCGGUUUCGGUUGCGGUUGGGUUGUGGGAAGCGGGCUAUCAAUAAAACAAGCGGUGAGGUGACACGUCGGAUCAACCAUGACCGUAGCCAAACAACACAUGAGAUCUUGCAGAAAGAGUUGGAAACCUUGGCAUACAGAGUUUUGGCAUAUCUUCUUGUAGGCAUCGUUCGGAUAUAUUCCAAGAAGGUCGAUUAUUUGUUCAAUGAUUGCAACAAAAUGCUCAUAGGUGUUAAGGACUUUGUGACUAAGGAGAAGAACACCAGAGCAGAAAAGGCAAAUGCAUUUACAACCGAUCCCACACCAUGUUUUGGGAUUGUUUUGCCAAAGAGAUUCGAGCUAGAUGCUUUUGAUCUGGAGAUUCUCGAAGAUUUUCACGGGGGCAAUGUUAAACCUCAAGACGAUAUUACACUUAAAGAGGGAGGUUGGCAUGGUGAUAGAAUGGGCCAGCACUCGAUGGAAAGGUUUGAUGUUGGGGACUACUCUAAGGUUACAUUUCAUGAGACUUACUCACCUGAUCACGAAAACACUGAAUGCUAUAGGUCUGCUUGUGGUGUAGACAUAUAUGCAGAAAAAGCCAGAAGCUCUCAAGAAGUAGAUGCAAUCAGAGAUAUACUUCAUAUGAUCGAAGAGGAGACACCGAGUCCUAAUGAAUCUGGAGAUAAUCUUGAUGCUUCUUGUGGUGUCAAUGCAGCGGCAGAAAAUGUUAGUAGCGCUCAAGAAGAACACAUAAUCAAGGACAAAAAUUUUCUGGUUGAAAAUCCCCGCGAUAUGGACAUAGAUGUAGAAAAUGCCAGAAGUGCUCAAGAAGAAGUAGAAGCAGUUAGAGAAACAUUUUGUAUGGUUGAAGAGGAAACACAAAAUCCUGAUGAAUCUUCUGGAGAUCAUCUAAAUACUUUUCGUAAUGUGGACACAGAUGCUGAAAAUGCCAGGAGCGCUCAACAAGGAGACUCGGUCAGAGAAAUGCCCUGUGUGGUCGAAAGUGAACCAGUGAAUCCUAGUGAAUCAUUUGGGGAUCGUGUAAACUCAAGUGAGCAGAAGGACUUGGAAUUAGAUAAAACGCUGGAGGAAGGAAGCAGGGAAAAGAUGCGGCAUGAUGGGUUCCACUCAGACAAACACUUAAGCCCUGAAAUGAUUUAUGGGAUUGAGAGACAACACUCUGGUGGUGUAUCACAAACCAAUUGUCAGAAUGAGAUAACUCCUCCGGGUGAGGUAGAGCCUGUGAGUGAAAUAUUUUACGAAGGAGUAGAGAACCAUCAAGACCACGGUGACGGGGAAAGAACUGAGCCAGAAGUUGCUAAAUCAAUUCAGGAGCCUCAUACCCCGGGUUUAGUUACAUCUGAAGAGCCUCCUCAGCUGAGCAUCCCAGAAGCUUCGGGAGCAACAAGUCCUCAUUUCUCGAUUAUCCCUACUCCAGCUGCGAAGGAAGGUCCUCGGGUUUCAAGGAAAAGGAAAUGUGUGAUAGAUGACACUGUUGUAAUACCCAACAAAGUGAUGAGGCAAUCUUUAGAGAAUUCAAGUGAAUUGGUCACAAAGCGAAGAAAGGUCCCUCAUACUGCCCAUUCAGCCUGGAGAAUUUCACGUUUGGCUAAUCUCUCACAAUGUUUCUUGGACCCUUUGAUUCCCUAUAGACCGAUGGAGCUUCAGGUGUUGUCCGUCCAGUCUGCUAGGCCAAGAAAACCGGAAACUAUGGAAACUCCUAAAGCUGCUCGAACUUCUGGCCAAAUGAAAGAUUUUUCUCUGGAAACGAAGAGAACUCCUGCAGCUUUUUUAGAUUCUGAGCGAAUGGGGAAUGCACGAGAAACAGUAGAGGUGACAGCAGCUGUUGCAGAUGUUGAGCAACCGAUGAAUACCCGAGAAACGGUAGAAAUUCCUCUGGCUGGUUCUCUUCCCGAGCUAGAAGUGACUGCAGUGGAAAAUUGUACAGAGAUUGCCACUGAGACAGAAGUGAGCCCUAGAGCUGCUGGAACUGCUGAGCAAACAGAGAUUGCACCAGAAACACCAGUGAGGGAAUCAAUGUCCAUAAGAUAUUUUAAGAGCCCUGAGAGCCCCAGUGAUAAAGCUAUGAGAUCGGCAAACUACGGUUCGAGUUUUGACAAGGAUCCUAUGAUGUUUGGCGAGGAUAGAGAUCUUGACAUGAUUCUAAUGCAGGAAGAGCAGGUCAUUGUACAUGAAAAAGGGAACUUGCAACUAGAUUCAUUGUCAGCAAGAACAAGGAAGGUGGCAAAGUUCUUGGAAAAGAUUUUCCGGAGACAGAGGGAAAGAGUAGAGGAAGAAACAGUGAGCUUGUUCCAGCUCUGCAAAGGAAGAACACGGAAGGAGAACGCACGUCUCUUCUACGAGACACUGUUCGGUAGUGUGACAUAUACGACUGAAAAAAGGCCACCAAGCUCUGUUGCGGGUGUUGAAGAGCAAAGGUUACUUGCGAGUGAAGCAAGACUACCCGUACGGCGAUAUUCUCCUGAUGACGCCGGUCGCCGGACAAGAGCAAGCUCUGUUCAAACCCUAAUCUAUAUUCUCGACAUUUUCCCCAGUAGGUUGCCUCUGUAUAUACCAAAUUUCGGCUUUUAGCUCUAGUUCUAACUAGUUUUUAUAUGCAGAAAGGUACGGAAUUUCUGAUAAGAAAAAGAAUAUUAGAUAUUUUAAAGUUAAUUCAUAAGAAUUACCUGCGAAA
Tarenaya hassleriana is the source of this 3117-nucleotide messenger RNA. RefSeq names its product sister chromatid cohesion 1 protein 2. Gene Ontology annotation, biological process: mitotic sister chromatid cohesion; replication-born double-strand break repair via sister chromatid exchange; synaptonemal complex assembly. Gene Ontology annotation, cellular component: synaptonemal complex; cohesin complex. Bases 663 to 3014 code for a protein of 783 amino acids. The record is from RefSeq and is a predicted model, not a curated record. Gene Ontology annotation, molecular function: chromatin binding; protein binding. The transcript is spliced from 15 exons. Lineage: Eukaryota; Viridiplantae; Streptophyta; Magnoliopsida; Brassicales; Cleomaceae.